CUAUGGUUACAACCGAGAAGGGUUUGACGUGUUUGGCGUGUCUGCUGGCUUUGUCUAUCACUGUCGGUCCAUGAUCCUCAACAAAUGUCAAAGUCUGGAAGUUCAAGGUCAAGUAGAGGUCGUGCAGUUCACACGUGGUAAGCGAUGCAGUGAGAUAAACUGCGGCGAGACUUGCGGCUGCAUGUACAACAACAGAACGUACGAGAUAGGAGAACAGUUUCAGUCGGGCUGUCAGACCUGCACAUGCUCUGAGAAUGGAGCGGUGUAUUGCCUCUGCAGCAACCCAGUACAACGGAAGGAGAUUCGAGAGAUGACUAGGCUGGAACUCUGGAACUAUCAGGUCACCAUUCGAAAACUACAGUCGGGACAUCCGUCAAAAUGGUGGUACUUUGCAGAGACGUAUGCAAGUCACAAACCACAAGCUGUCGGUACAGAUGCCUUCCUACCCUGGCACAGGUACUUCUUGUGGAAUGUUGAGCAGGCAUUGCAAGAAAUUGACUGCUCUGUAGCCAUUCCAUAUUAUGACUGGACAGUGGAUGUAGGAGAGCCAGAGAAAUCCGUCAUCUGGUCUGUCAAUAUGUUUGGAGGGAAUGGUGAAAAUGUAACCGAGUGUGUGAUGUAUCACCCGUUCAAGAAAUAUUUUCCACCUUUCUUGACGCCGUGCUUACGGCGCCAUUUUGAUCUCCGUGUGAAUCUUCCAGAUCUGGUGAAUGUGCAGCUGGCUUUCAGGGAAACAGACUACAAGAGAUUCAGAAUUAAGAUGGAGAUAUUCACAAAACUGUUCCAGGCCUGGGUCGGAGGUCACAUGAGCUCGGAUCUGAGUCCAUAUGAUCCAUUGUUUUACUCGUACAUGGCGUAUAUCGAUAAACUGUGGCAUGACUGGCAGAUUCGUCACCAUGACGGCCUGCUACGAUAUCCUCAGAGAAAACGAUACCUUCCCAUGCUGCCCUUCAAGAUAACUCCCGACAAUGUGAUGGACCUGCGCAUUCAGAUGUGCAUAGAAUACGUCCCUCUGACAAAGGGAGUGCCUUGCAACGUAACCGAAAUACGAAACUAUGGAUAUGACGACUUUGGAUUUGACAGACACGGCUACAAUAGGGAAGGUUAUGACAAGGAUGGUUUCACUGUGCUGGGGUUCGAUCUGGAUGGAAAUCAAGACUUCAGAGGAGUAUACAAUACUCGAGGGUAUGACAGACAUGGGUAUGGAAGAGAUGGGUAUGAUAUGAGUGGCUUUGACAAAUACGGAUUCUAUGUGGAUGGAUACAAUGUGGAUGGCUUUGACCCGUUCGGUUAUGACCGAAUCGGGUAUGACAGAUAUGGCUUUAACAAGCUAGCAGUCACUCCAUUUGGUUUACUGAAGAAUGGAACAUACCUCGGAAGACAGGAAGUCGAUAUUUCCUUAUUUGACGAAUUUGGCUAUAAUAAAUAUGGAUUUAACAAAUUUGGUUUUGAUCGACAAGGCUAUGAUGUGUUUGGAUUUGAUUCUAUGGGGUAUGACCGAUAUAUCUGCAAUUAUUACCACCUCGGUCCUGUGAACCUGAUGGUUAAGCACUACGUCAGUGGGAAACUUCAUGAUCUUGACAAAGAAACUUUGUCGAAAAUUAAACGUAUCUGUCCUCCAGUGACCAGGCUGGAAGACUGGCAGAUUUUGACAAACUGGCUGCACCGCGAUGAUCAGGUGGAACUCAUUGAAACGAUUGAGAAAGUACGAAGAAAAGAACACAGAACAGAUACAGAGUAUCGGCCGAGAAAAUCCAGCGUCACUGAAGAUUUAAUAUGGGUGCCUGUAGCUCCAGAUGAAAGGUAA
Messenger RNA from Gigantopelta aegis, 1807 nucleotides. RefSeq lists its product as uncharacterized. NCBI's taxonomy places the organism in Eukaryota, Metazoa, Mollusca, Gastropoda, Neomphalida, Peltospiridae. Gene Ontology annotation, molecular function: oxidoreductase activity. Bases 71 to 1807 code for a protein of 578 amino acids. The record is from RefSeq and is a predicted model, not a curated record. The transcript has a single exon.